This is a messenger RNA of Contarinia nasturtii (swede midge), 1176 nucleotides long. It is a transcript of the gene Adk2, whose product is annotated as adenosine kinase. The transcript is spliced from 5 exons. The coding region runs from base 124 to 1161 and encodes 345 amino acids. Gene Ontology annotation, molecular function: adenosine kinase activity. Gene Ontology annotation, biological process: purine ribonucleoside salvage. The record is from RefSeq and is a predicted model, not a curated record. Lineage: Eukaryota; Metazoa; Arthropoda; Insecta; Diptera; Cecidomyiidae. Gene Ontology annotation, cellular component: nucleus; cytosol.
AACAGUAGAAAUAUUGACACAUCUGUUCAUAGUCCAGUGCAAAUAUUCGCGCUUCAUUCACUGCCGCAUCUGAUUGUGAGUUCAGUCGUUUUUCUGAUUAUUUUUUUUUCUUGAAAGAACAUUAUGGAAAAUUCAAGAGAAGGUCUUCUUCUUGGCUGUGGAAAUCCACUUCUGGACAUCAUUGCAACGGUUGAUGAUGAAUUUCUCCAAAAAUAUGGCCUAAAACCAGAUGAUGCCAUCCUUGCAGAUGAAGUUAAACAUAAAAACCUUUACAAGGAAUUAGCUGAAAUGGAUUCGGUCCAGUAUAUGGCUGGUGGAUCAUGUCAGAAUUCAUUGCGCGUUGCCCAAUGGAUUUUGCGUAAGCCAAAAGUGUGCGCUUUUUUUGGAUGCGUUGGCGAUGAUGACUAUGCAAAAACCUUAUCGGAGAAAGCAACAGCCGAUGGUGUAAAUGUGCUUUAUCAACAAAAUGAUGCAUUGCCGACGGGAACAUGUGCCGUAGCACUUACAAAUCACCAUCGAUCACUGUGCGCCAAUCUAGCCGCUGCAAAUACAUUCACCGUUGACCAUAUCAACAAACCAGAAAAUCGAAAAGUUGUCGAUAAUGCCAAAUAUUUUUAUGCCACCGGUUUCUUUUUAACGGCCAGUGCUGAAACAGUGCAAGCAAUUGCGAAACAUUCACUCGCCACAAAUGGUACAUUCUUGAUGAAUUUAAGCGCACCAUUCCUUGCUCAAUUCUACAAACAGCAGCUAAUGGACGCCUUACCAUUUGCGGACAUUGUGUUCGGGAAUGAAACUGAGGCUCUCGCAUUUGCAAAGGAGGUAUCUUUUGAAACUGAAAAUUUGCAUGAGAUUGCAUUGAAAAUUUGUCAACUUCCAAAACAAAAUGAGAGUCGUGAACGAGUUGCGAUUGUUACACAGGGAAAAGAUCCAGUUCUAUUGGCACAUAAUGGAAAAGUUUUCGAGAUUCCAGUUCAGAAAUUAUCAAAUGAUGAAAUUGUUGAUACAAAUGGUGCUGGUGAUGCUUUUGUCGGCGGCUUUUUGGCACAAUAUGUUCAAGAAAAACCAUUGGAAACAUGUAUACGAUGCGGCAUUUGGGCAGCACAAGAAAUUAUCAAACGUUCCGGAUGUUCAUUCGAAGGAGAAGCAAACUUCCAAGAAUAAAUUUAGAAAAAAAAA